AUGGAAGAAGCAAACCAGUCUGUGGUGUCUGAAUUUGUUAUUCUUGGGCUUUGUAAUUCAUGGGAGCUCCAGGUCUUCCUCCUUUUGAUAUUUUCUUCACUUUAUUUGGCCACUACUUUAGGCAACAUUUUCAUUGUGGUCAUAAUCAUUACUGAUCUCCAUCUUCACUCCCCUAUGUACUUUUUGUUAGCUAAUCUGUCAUUCAUUGACUUCUGCCUUUCCUCAGUCACUACCCCUAAAAUGAUCACAGACUUUCUCAACAAAAACAAGACCAUCUCCUUUGGAGGAUGCAUGUGUCAAAUUUUCUCUGGACAUUGUUUUGGAGGGCUUGAGAUGGUGCUGCUUGUGUCAAUGGCCUUUGACCUUUAUGUGGUCAUCGGCAAGCCACUCCAGUACUCCAAUAUCAUGAAUAGACAUAUGUGUAUUGGGUUAGUGAUGACAUCAUGGAUCAUUGGCUUUAUGCAUUCAAUAAGCCAACUAGUUAUGAUUGUAAAGCUGCCCUUCUGUGGACCCAAGGAAUUAGAUAGCUUUUUCUGUGAUAUUCCAUUGGUAAUCAAACUGGCCUGCAAGGACACCUAUAUUCUAGAGGUGUUGAUAAAUGCUGAUAGUGGAGUACUGGCAAUCAUCUGCUUUAUUCUGUUGCUGAUCUCUUACUCCCAUAUUCUCUUCACUGUUUGCCUUCACUCUAAGGAUGGAGUAUCCAAGGCCCUCUCUACCUGUGCUGCCCACAUCACAGUGGUAGUGUUAUUCUUUGGGCCCUGUAUCUUCAUCUACUUGUGGCCAGUCAGCAUCACCUCGGUUGACAAGUUUCUUGCUGUAUUUUAUGCAGUCAUUACACCUCUCCUAAAUCCAGUCAUUUAUACCCUAAGAAACAAAGAGAUUAAGAUUGCCACAAAGAGACUACUAGGUUAUUAG
Carlito syrichta (Philippine tarsier) is the source of this 915-nucleotide messenger RNA. Its product is annotated as olfactory receptor 4K3-like. The transcript has a single exon. Bases 1 to 915 code for a protein of 304 amino acids. The record is from RefSeq and is a predicted model, not a curated record. Gene Ontology annotation, biological process: G protein-coupled receptor signaling pathway. Gene Ontology annotation, cellular component: membrane. Lineage: Eukaryota; Metazoa; Chordata; Mammalia; Primates; Tarsiidae. Gene Ontology annotation, molecular function: G protein-coupled receptor activity; olfactory receptor activity.